CUCGUCCUGGAAACACCUCGCACAAGUUUGUUCCACCAACCGCGUCGCCAUCGGUCUGCCGUGACGGGCCAGUUCUGUCUGCCGUGCCACGGCCACCUACUCCGACCCACCCAAACAAACUUCCCCGGGUUUUAAGCGCGCGCGAGCUCUUUCCUUCCUUCCCUCCCACCGCCGGCCGCCGCGACAGCGCGGGCUCCCCUUCCGGCCGGGUGCCACCCGCAAGCGCGGCCGUCCGCAUGGAGCCGCCGGCGCCUCCGCCCCCGCCGCCGCCGCAGCUGCACCUGCGGGUCCUGGACACCGUCAGGCUCUCGCCGGCGCCGCAGCCUCCGGCGUCGUCCCUGCCGCUCUCCGGCCUCGACGCCGACCGCAACGCCCUCGACGUCUCCUUCCGCACCGUCCGCUUCUUCCCCGCCCACCCGGUCUCCCUCGACCCGCUCGACGUCCUGCAGGCCGCGUUCGCCGACGCGCUCGGCCUCUUCCCGCAGCUCGCCGGCUCCCUCCUCCGCGACGACGGCCGCGUCGUGCUCUCCGGGGCCGGCGACGACGCCGUGACCCUCGUCCUCGCGGCGACGGAACUGUCGGUGGCCGACGUCGACGCGGACAGGCCGGACUCGCCGCUGCUCGACCGCCUCGCGCCGGGCGACGGCGACGGCGGGCCGGCAGCGCUUGCGCUCCAGGUCACGCGGUUCACGUGCGGCGGCGUCGCGCUGGGGAUGCGGGUGGCGCACGCGCUCUGCGACGGCGCGGGCUCCACCAAGUUCCUCGUCGCCGCGGCGCGGUUCGCGCGGGGGCUGGAGCCGGAGGCCGCGGCGGAGCCGCUGUGGGACCGGCGGGAGCUCCUCGGCCCGAGGAACCCGCCGCGGGUGGUGACGCCGUUCGACGCCGUCCUCGCGACCGACGACGACGUCGCGCGGCUUGGCCCGUACGGCGCGGCGAGCGACGGACACGGACACGAGCGGCUCGCCAGGGAGUGCUUCCACGUCAGCGACGCGCGCGUGGAGGCGAUCAGGGCGCGGCUCGCCGCCGACGCCGGCGUCAAGUUCACGACCUUCGAAGUUCUCGCCGCCUUCAUCUGGCGCGCCAAGGUGAAGGCCAACCGAACCACCCCCGACGAGACCGUGAAGAUGGUGUACUCCAUGAACAUCAGCGGGCUCCUCGACCCGCCGCUGCCGGAGGGGUACUGGGGCAACGUGUGCGUGCCGGUGUACGUGGCGCUCCCGGCUGGCGACCUCGUCGGGCGGCCGCUGGCGGAGACGGCAUCCCAGGUCAGGAAGAGCAAGCGGGGGGUGGACGAGGAGUACGUGCGGUCCUACGUCGACCUGCAGGAGCUGCGGCGCGGGGAGGGCGGCGUCACGGCGGGGCGGCGCGGCGUGAGCGCGUUCACGGACUGGCGGCGGCUGGGGCACUCGGAGGUGGACUUCGGGUGGGGCGCGCCCGACGCCGUGCUGCCGCUCUCGUGGCGGCUGCUCGGGAGCACGCAGCCGUGCUUCCUGCUGCCGUACGGCGCCGGGGACGAGAGGCGGCGGCGAGGGUUCAAGGUGUUCGUCGCGGUGCCGGAGGAGGCGGUGCCCCGGUUCAGAGAGGAGAUGGACGAGAUACUGUGGCAGGACGAGCACACUGGCUGCGCCUCAGUGGGGAAACUGUAAAUUUGGGGGUCGCUAGAAAUUCGUCCGGGAAUGUUUAUCUUCGCAGAUCUUCUGGCCCACGUUUGCACCGCGAGGUCCACGAGAAAUUGGGUAAAUUCCAUCAUGUCGUAUAUAUUGAAAUACAACUUUAGAGAUACUACCUCUGUCCCAUGUAUAAGAUAUUUUUGCAGUUCAAUUUAUACUGAAAAACAUCUUAUAUUAUAGGACGGAGGGAGUAGAUCGCAACCUAGUCUAGUAUGCUAUGAAAAUUCAGUUUAUAACACAAACAUUUCGGAAACAAAGUCCUCUAUUUAUGUCCAGAUAAUCUAAGUAGGUUAAGGAUUU
Molecule: messenger RNA, 1970 nt
Organism: Triticum aestivum (bread wheat)
Lineage: Eukaryota; Viridiplantae; Streptophyta; Magnoliopsida; Poales; Poaceae
Product: taxadien-5-alpha-ol O-acetyltransferase-like
Exons: 1
Coding region: 237-1646 (469 amino acids)
Source: RefSeq, a predicted model, not a curated record